ACUUUCUCAGCGCUUUUUAUUUCGGCUCGCAUUUGGGUUGGGGAAACAACAACUUGUUGACGCUGGAAUCUUCUGCUUGUUUCUCCGUUUAAGACUUUUUUGAGCUGAAGGCGGGCUAGAACACUGCUUUCAGUAACUCUGCCCUGAAAUGAUUUCCUAAGAGCUAGGCCAGUGUCCCUGCUGCUUCAAGAGGAGAAGGAUGCCACUCGAUCGAGUCAACACCAAGCAGACUCCGUUGACCUACAUGUAUUAAUCCGCAGAGAUCUAUGUCAGGGUAUACCUUGGGACCUCUGUUUUUAACGGAAGUUUAACCACUAACGUGGAUCAGAUGUUGUUGUUAUAGUCACUAGAGGGCAGCAAACAUGACGGACGAAGGAGGGGACAUGCUGGAGACGAGAUACAGGUCUCAUGUGACAAGGCAAUCGUUUGCUUCAGAUCUCAAGCAGUACAAUCUUUACUUUGCUGGUUCAAGGCCGUCUCAACAGCUUCAAAUUCAUGAAAGGAAGGGGAUGCCUGUUGUAUACGGAGUCCUAAAACUCUACUGGGGAACUCAGCAGGUGAUUCGCCUCAAGAAAGAAGAGCCUACAUGGAAGCGCAAGAGCAUCAGGCUGGCCUACGAGAACGGACUCGACGAGAAGCUCAUGAAUGCCAUGGGAAGCGGCGCGCGAAACAGACGCUCUCUGACGAAACUGCGCGACAGCGUGUCGGAGAUCCCAGAGGAUUGUGAAGGAUCUGAUAACGAUCACGAGCGAGAAGAAGGAGGCAGGAAUGGUGUUUCGAAGAAAGAGGACAAUAUGGCCGUGUUUGAUCGAUUGACAAUGUCCAACUCGUUGCCUAGAGAUGCACUGAACAAUCAUGAUGUGAUCGCAGAGAUUGAGAAGGCAGCAAACGGUUCACCGAACGGUGAGAUUGACCAGAAGCUGCUUUCGUCAACGAUGCCAAAGAAGUCAAAUUUGAGGAGGAGAACAAUGUCUUUCAGUGGGCAUCUCUAUAACAGCAAGACGAGGGCCUUCAGACCGAGGUAUGGUACGGUCUCAAACAUCCGAGCUUCCAGCACACAAUCGACCCAAGAGGUCAUCAAACUCCUUCUUACUAAAUUUGCGGUAGAGAAUCCACCGGAAGAGUUCAGCUUGUUUUCUGUUUCAAAUAGUGCAGGUACUCAGGAGUUGAAGGCCCUUGAUUUCCCGCUCCUCAGAAGAAUACAGCUUGGACCGGAUGAGAAUGUGGCUAAAAUCUUUGUCAUGGAGAGAAAGACUACUUCUCAGGUUUCUCAAGAGGUCGCCCAGUACGUCAACUUACCUAUCACAGUCCUGGGAGGCAUCCUAAAGAAGUUCAAAGAGGAGGAGAACAAAGAGAUUGAGGAGAUAAGAAAGAAAUACUCAAUAUACCAGGCCACGCUGAAGAAGAAAAUGGAGGUCAUAAUGGAGAGCACGUCAGACAUCGAGCCCUACAACUUGGAAACAUUUUGUUGAAAGUAGUCUAGAUACUAGACUGUAGGUGUUUUUCUUAACAGCGUGUGGUAGUUUGUCUCAAUCUAGUCUCUCGUUCUGUCCAUAUCUCCUCCGCCCUUCCCCCCAUCAUCCAGGAACAAGAAGUCCAAAGAAAAGAAGAAAUCGUGGUGGAAAGCAUGAACCUGAGGAUUGAUCGAUCACUUCUGCAAGGACCUCAGGUCGAACACAUCAACUGUAAACUUGUUCUGUAAGGUUGCGUUCAAGCGACACUUUUUCACCCUAGAAACACGCUUUUUCAAAGAUGUUUAGUUUAAAACACGGUUGCGUUUAAGCGAUUUCAAGCUAUUUUUUUUUGGUCGGUCGUAAAAAUGCAUUUUGAAUCAAGGUCGCCAAAAAUUGCUGGAACGAAACAGAGAUCUCAAUCAUAAUUCUAUCACAUCAUUAUCGUGGCCUGCUUCCCUUUGGCCAACAGUAGACCGUAAACAAAUUCAGAAAGCACGCAGCGAAGUUGACCUAUACUUCCUGGGUCAAAGUGCACAGUUUGAUGAGCAGUGGCUGGGCUUGAAAUGAGCGAGAAUCAGUGUUGAUGUAAAAUCGCUUGAACGCUCUCCCGCAGUAACAGCGUUUUGAUUUGUCAUUCAUUUUGUGAUUCUAGCUUCAAAAAUCGCUUGGACGCAACCUAAGAAUUACCCAGGGCAAUACUAUAUGAAUACAGCAUUUAAGACAUUAUCAUGCCUACUCAACGAACGUCUUGUCUGAUUAGCGAUAUUUUUUUGAUGAACUGAUGAAUACAUAAUGAGCUGUAGUCAGGAAAAUUGCACAGAUUUGUAUGUGUUUUGACUGAAUACAUGCCUUUUUUUUCUUUAUAAUUCUGGGUAUAUAUGCUUAGUGGCCAAAAUAGAAGUAUUUGCACUUUUAAACCUACAUUGAGCAGCUCACGUUUUAAGGGCAAAUUAAUAUUUUCUCCUAUUUAGUGCAUUUAUCAAAAUAAUCAUGUAGAGAUACUUCACUAUGCUUAUUUUCUUAUCCUACCUAUCAUAUAAUGCACUUAUCAAAUAAGUGUAAAACAAUUAUGAGGUGUUCUCUCUUAUUUCUUAGUAUUUCAAGCCUUCUAAGAUUUUCAUCCCUAUUUCCAUUGCCACAAAAAAUGGAAUCCAGAAUUAUUGUGACUUAAUUUUUUGGUUUACUAAUGUUUUGUACACAAAGUAAGUGUGUGACAUUUCCUGGUACUUAACUUGUACUUCUGUCGGUCUUAACAUAGCUUGAACAGUUUAUUCAUUACAUAAGUGCCUAUGUUUAAAGCCAUACUAAACUAGAAGCACUAUCGCAAAAAGCCAUCUAGCGCCAUCUCAGGUCAGCUGCAGCGGAUGGUUCCGUAACUGACUGUUUCCCAAACUGCGCUGUUGGUUCUCACGUCGAAUCCUCUGUCUGCGAAAUGCGAAUUGGGUAUUGGUCUCCGCACUGUCGGCAAGUUGACCAUGAGAUGGCACUGUGGAAUAAACAGUAUGCUCGGGCAGAAAGUUCAUCAGUUCAGUAUCGCUUUACAGUUUGCGAUUGGUGGAAAGACUGGUGAUAAAUCCAGAUCACUUACACCUGCUGUUUGCAUAUCAAAACUUGACAGAUUCAAAAUGAAAACAUUGUUUAAUGAGGUAAAUUAAGUGGCAUGUAUUUGUUUACAUAAGCUUGUUGACUAUCGAUAGACACCUUUAAUGUUUUUUAAACUUUUCUAAAUUUCAAGUUUUAAUUAUGCUGCUAAUUGAUAGGUUAACAAACAUUCAGGUAAGAAACAUUACAUGAUGCUUCUUUUAAUGAUUGAGUAUGCCUUUUAUCUUGUGUGUGUGUUUAACCGAAUGUACAUGGAAACUUGCAUAUAUGAAGGAAAUGAAAUGAUGUACAUGAACGAGUGAUACAUCAUGUGGAAACGUGAAAAGCUGCAUUUAUAACCAGCAGUAAAUAAAAACGGGUGAAAACUGAAAUUUUGAAACUUACAAAUUAAAAAAAAAAGUCUUCCAAAUGUAUAUCUUCAGCGCAUAGUGCCUUAUCAUCAAUCAAAUAUCAAGUUUUUUUUUUAUCUAGAAAUAUUUUCAGAAAAGUGGAGAAUAUAUAUACAUGAUUUGAAAGUAUUAUUUUGCCUAUAAUAGUAUUUUACCAUCUAAAUUGAUUUUUAUACAUAUUUGAGGUGAAAUUAUAACAUUUUACUUCUUGGGUACUUUAUACCAGUAUUUCUAUUAAAGAAUAUAUUUUUUGGUUUCUUACUUUGUAUAUUUUUGUUUUGUGUGGUAUACACAUAGUAUAUGUUUUUACAUCUACAAUGAUGAAUAGUGGAAUAAGUUUUAUUUCUGUAUUGUGAAUUUAAACUUGUAUGACUUCUGUUUGAUUUUAUAAGAUAGUUUUUACUGAUUAUUGUUUUAUGAAAAAAAUCUUGAAAUUUUAAUCCUUGAUUCUGAUUAGUCCUAUUUCAUUUGACCAUAGCUUUACAAGAGACUACAAUAUCACUUAUUUUACUCUAAUUUAAGUAUCAACGAAGUAUUAGCAACUAUUCUGUGAUAUGGAGUAUACUUUUGUCUUUUUAAUGUAUCAAUCAAUAUUUUCCUUUUUUAUAUUUUUUUAAACAUCACUUUAUUGUUCAAACUUGCACAACAAAGGAGAACAAUAGCCCAGGACAAUUCCAUUUUACUGGAAAAUGCAGGGCAUUAAAAGUACAUACAUGUAGAUAUACAGUGAAUAAUGUUAUAUAACAUCAACAAAAAUUAACUAAUUUUACAACAUAGUGAAAGCUGAGGAGUUAUGGAUAUUCCUAGCUAUAGAUGAAAUAAGAGGAGCCAAAUAUUGAAAUUUCAUUUGAUAUAUCAACUUAAUAAAUACAAAGCAUACAUAAUGAGUAUUAUAAGAGUUUGAUUUGAGUUAAUGUUUCAUACAAAGAGGAUUCUAUCAGUGCCAAGCAAUGAAAAGAAACAAAUGCAGGAAAGAGAUAGAGAUAGGUUUAAAAUAUAAAUGCAGGAAAUUAAAAAACCAGUAGUUUAAAAUGCUAGCUUGAAAUGAUUGCACCAUUUAAUCUUCCAUGAUAAUCAUACUACACUUGAAAUGUAUGUUAUUGUUAUGCAUUCAAAUCAUCUAUUUGGUAUAUCUUAUCUUUGCCAAAAUAAGAUGUCAAUAUAUUUUUAUACCACUUUGCAGCAUUUCAUUCAAAGUGAGCCUCAGAUUCACUCUGUGUAUUGAAACUCAGGCAAAAAAACACAAAUCAUUUGUAAUGAAAAAAAAUAUCAUUCAAAAAUAUUUUUAUAUUGAAGGUACAUUGCUACUUUAAAACAAAAAAUGUGUGAACAAUUUCUUUUUAUUAUACGCAAUGUUAGAUCACUGUAAGUUAAAUAGAGAAUUUUUGUGUGAUAUUUUAAUUUUAUUUUGAUAAAAGAAGUUGUCUGAAACCAUUUGUGACUUAUUAAGUACAUCUUCCUAAAUCUUGUAAACUCUGUUUGUGACCCUUUUUUAUACCACUUUGCAGCAUUUCGUUCAAAAUGAGCUACAUAUUCACUAUGUGCAUUUAAACUCAGGCAACAUACACAAAUCAUUUUUAAUGAACAAAAUAUCUUCAAAGACUGAAUUUAUAUUGAAGGCACAUCGCUACUUACAGAACAAAAAAAUGUGUGUUAACAAUGUCUUUUUAUGAUGAAACAAAAUAUAUGAUUACUUUAAGUUAAAUAGAGAAUUUUUUGUGAUAUUUUAAUUUUAGUUUGAUAGAAGAUGUUGUCUGGAAUCAUUUGUGACUGUAAUUGAGUACAUACUCCUAAAUCUUUUAAAUUCUGUAUGUUACCCUUUUUUUCAUCUCUCCCGUUAAUGGAGACGGCUAGACGAUGCCAGGAUAUUGUAUAACAAGAUAUAGUCCAUGGCAGGUCUGUUAUACAAAGGAUGGGUGAUCAUAUUGUGAAUGUAAAGCUUCCCAUGAACAAAUAGUAGUUUAUAAUUUUGUAGUGUAUAAUAUUUCACAGAUAAUGACUUUGUUUUUUUAAGUGUCGGUCUUGUACACGUUUGUAGCACUGAACUUAUUACAGUGUGCCAGCCUUGCACAAGUUUUAUAAUCAGGUUUUAUUUUUGGAAUCGUUAUACCAUAUGAAGUAAGAGGCGAUAUUU
Molecule: messenger RNA, 5579 nt
Organism: Strongylocentrotus purpuratus (purple sea urchin)
Lineage: Eukaryota; Metazoa; Echinodermata; Echinoidea; Camarodonta; Strongylocentrotidae
Product: ras association domain-containing protein 2
Exons: 11
Coding region: 363-1472 (369 amino acids)
Biological process (GO): signal transduction
Source: RefSeq, a predicted model, not a curated record